AUGGACGUCGUUCUUGAGCCUGUCGUCUCCGAACUCGUUAAGGGGUUGCUUAAGAUAUUGAGGUCCAAUGAAGUGCGAGACUUUGCCCGGCAGCUUGUUGGAGGGGUAGAUUCAGAGAUCAAAGAGCUGGAGAACAAGUUAAAGAUGGUUGAAAACCUUCUUCGCAAUGCAGAAAACUGGCAGCUGGUGGAUAAACAAGUCAAAGAAUGGCUUGACAAUCUUCAACACUGGGCUUAUGAUGCAGAGGACUUACUGGAUGAGUUUGCCUACGAAGCUUUGCGACACAAACGCAAGGCAGAACACCAGGCUAGCUCCAGCAGAGGAUUUAGCUGUCUCCCUGCUUGUUUCCCCAGUCGUUCGUUUGCUUUCAAGAUGGGAUCCAAGAUCAAAGAAAUCAAUAGCCGGUUGGAACAACUCUGUGAGCAAAGAUCUGAAGAACGUAAGUUGCCGAAGCUUUCUGGACUGCCAGCAACUAACGUCGCUGCACCGCCAAAACCAGAGGAAACUUCUAGCGUCCCACUCGGACAAGUUUAUGGCAGAAACGAAGAUGAAGUCGAAUUACUGAAAAUGGUGAAAAGUGGUGCCAACUUUCAACUAAUAGCAGUUGUCGGCGUGGGAGGGAUCGGCAAAACAACAAUUGCUCGAGAAGUGUACAAUCACAAGGAGUUGGAAGAUAUCAAGUUUGAGAAAAAAGCGUGGGUGUGUGUUUCAACCACCUUUGACGUUCUCACAAUCUCAAAGAAACUUCUUCAGCAAUUUUCGUCCUCCGUUCCAGAUAAUUUAAAUGAUGUCCAAGUUCAGCUGAAAGGGGCAGUAAGUGGAAAGAAAUUCUUGAUAGUAUUAGACGAUAUAUGGAAGGUGGAGUACAUCGAAUGGGAAAAGCUUAAGUCUCCUUUUGCAGCUGGUGCACUUGGAAGCACGAUGAUCGUGACAACACGCCAUGAACAUGUUGCAAAAGAAAUAAGAUGCUCUCAUACUUAUCAAUUGAAGCUCUUAUCCGACGAAGCUUGUAAAUCCUUGUUUAAGGAGCACGCGUUUGGGACUGGUGCAGCUGCUAAUGCUGAUCAAAUUUUCAUUUCAAUUUAUGAUAGAGUUGUUAAAAGGUGCAAAGGCCUACCACUGGCAGCAAAGACCCUCGGUUGUCUUCUACACUCAAAGCCGAGCAAUGCUUGGGAAGAAAUAUUAGAAAGCAAAAUAUGGAGUGCAUUUGAUGAAAGUGAUCACAUUCUCCCAACAUUAAAGCUGAGCUAUCAUUAUCUUCCUUCGAAUCUAAAAAGAUGUUUUGGCUAUUGCGCAAUAUUUCCUCAAGAUUACGAAUUUGAGGAGAAGGAACUUGCACUUUUAUGGAUUGCGGAAGGUAUUGUUCAACCAUCAAAUAAGCAACUGGAUAAGGCAGGUCAGUGUUUUCAUAAAUUGUGUUCAAGGUCGUUUUUCCAACAAUUGAGUAGUGAUAGUUCCAAAUAUGUUAUGCAUGAUCUUGUUCAUGAUCUUGCUCAAUCAGUUUUUAAAGGAAUCAGUUUUAGAUCUGAGCAAAAUAUUGUUGAGUCAUCAGAAAAUUUCGAAAAGAUUCGUCAUUUUACUUAUGAACCUGAUGAGUACACUAAAAAAAAUAAAUUUAAAGCCUUGGAAAAGGCAAAAAGUCUGAGAACUUUUUUGCAUGUGAGGCAUGAGUUUGCAAGUUAUAUAAGUGCUAUAGUUAUCUUUGAUUUGUUGGCGAAGUUAGACAUGUUGAGAGUACUAUCUUUUGAAGGACACUCCAUCAUUUAUUUACCUAAUUCAAUUGGAGGUAUGAAACAUUUAAGAUAUCUCAACUUCUCUAAUACUUUGAUAAAAAGUUUGCCAGAGUCAACAUGCCAGUUAUUUAACUUGCAAACUUUGCUAUUGAAAUAUUGUUCUGUUCUCAUGAAGUUACCUUCCAACAUGAGAUAUUUGACCAAUUUAUAUCAUCUUGAUAUAAGUGGCCAAAAUUCAUUAAAAGAGAUGCCAUUUGGAAUGAAAGAGUUGGAAAAUCUUCAAAUAUUGUCAAAUUUUAUUGUGGGCAAGAAUGCAGGUUCUAAUUUGGAAGAUUUGAAAAGCUUAAGUUUGCUUCAAGGGGAGCUUCACAUUUCAGAAUUACAGAAUGUGACAAAUUCAAAUCAAAUACGGGAGCAAAUACUAAGCAAUAAGAACAAUCUAAAAGUGUUGUUACUAGAAUGGGGAUAUGAAGAAAACUCAAUGAAAGCAGAUAUAGAAAUGAAGCUACUUGACAAGCUAAAGCCUCCUAGCAAUUUAAAAGAACUCACAAUCAGAGGCUAUGGUGGUGAAAGUUUUCCAUCUUGGUUAGGAGAUUGCUCAUGGCUCUCUAAUUUGGUGGUUCUUAAAUUAGAAGAAUGUAAGAGGUGCAUGUCUUUGCCUUCACUUGAAAUGUUGAGCUCACUUGAAGACUUAACCAUUAAAGAGAUGGCAAGUCUAAAAAGAAUAGAUUUUCAAACACCUUUCAAGUCAUUAGAAUUUCUUCAUUUUGAGAAUUUAAAAGAAUGGGAGCAUUGGGACAGAUGGAGAGGAAAUGAAAUUUUCCCUAAGUUGCGUGUGCUUUCUAUUAUUGAAUGUCCCCAACUUAUUGGAGAAGCACUUGAUUAUCUUUCUUCAUUAGAAAGAUUUGUUAUUAAGAAUUGUCCAAAGUUGGUGGUCUCAUUCUCAAAUUAUCCAAUACAUUGCAAAUUAGAAAUUGAUGAUUGUGAAGGAAUGGUGUGUGAUGAUGGUUCGAUUGAUUUUAAGUUGUUGGAUUCUAAAUAUCUUGCAAAUAUUCCGAUGGUUGAAGAUAAAUUAAAGAAAGGUUUUCAAAGAGUAGAUCGUUUGAAGAUUGUUCAUAAUGAAGAGAUUAUAGAAUCAUGGCAAAGUUUGGAAAACACCAAUUUUCUUUCCAAUGUAAAUUCUCUUGAGAUAAGUGAGUGUCAGAAUCUAAGAUCUAUUGGAAGGGGUAUGCUACCAUCAUUUUUGAAAGAAUUUUAUAUUAAUUCCUGUCAGAGUCUAACAUUCAUUGAUAGCGAUGUCUUACCUUUAUCUCUAAAAAGACUUAGGAUUGAAAGAUGUGGAGAACUGAAAUUUUUGAAGGAUUUAAGUGUUUGUUCUCUUAUUGAGUCCAUAAGAAUUUUUUCGUGUAAAUCUCUCAAGUACAUAUCAUUAGAUGGUCCGUUGCCUGAGACACUCAACCAACUAGAUGUUAAAGAUUGCAAAGCGCUGGAAACAUUAUCAUCUCGUAGAAAUGAGUACCUCCCUAGGGCACUUACAUCCAUCUAUAUUAUUGUUUGUGAAGAGCUAAAGUCAAUUGCUGAGUCCUUUGAUAAUAGCACGUGUCUUCGAAAAAUAAGUUUAUUUGAUUGUAAAAAUCUUGAAUCCUUACCUUCAGGUCUACACCAUCUUCCUUGCCUUGAGUCUAUUUAUAUAAUAAAAUGUCCAAAAUUGUCGGUGAGAGAAGGUGUUCCCACCAGCCUUAGACAACUCUUAAUUAAUGAAUGUGAAGAUGGCAAGGGAAUGGGAAUGCUCGCCUCUCUAAAACAUUUGAUCAUCUGGGACCUCCCACAACUUAAAUCUAUCUCAGACCUCACCAAUCUCACCUCUCUAAAAUACUUGUUUAUCAACAAACUCCCUCAGCUUGAACUAAUUCCAAAUCUCAGCGGCCUCACCUCUCUUGAAGAUUUACAAAUUUCCAAAUGCCCAAGGAUCAAAUCAAUUCCAAGUCUCAGCGGCCUCACCUCUUUUCAAGAGUUGGAGAUCGCUGAUCUGCCACAGCUUGAAUCAAUCCAAGAUCUGAGCAACCUCACCUCUCUUGAAGAUUUACAAAUUUCCGAAUGCCCAAAACUCAGAUCCCUGCAAACCCUGCCAUCCUCACUUCAGUCUUUACAAAUUACAGAUUGUCCACUGCUUAUAAAACGAUGGAAAAGUGUUACGGGAAAAUAUUCCUCAAAGAUUGCUCAAAUUCCUAAAGUUGUAAUAGAUGGCAAAUUCAUCUACAAUUCAAAGGAGUACGAAGUUGAUGAUGGGAGCUUCUUUCUCUAA
Mangifera indica (mango) is the source of this 4038-nucleotide messenger RNA. Its product is annotated as putative disease resistance protein At3g14460. Gene Ontology annotation, biological process: defense response to other organism. The coding region runs from base 1 to 4038 and encodes 1345 amino acids. Lineage: Eukaryota; Viridiplantae; Streptophyta; Magnoliopsida; Sapindales; Anacardiaceae. Gene Ontology annotation, molecular function: ADP binding. The transcript has a single exon. The record is from RefSeq and is a predicted model, not a curated record.